Molecule: messenger RNA, 2920 nt
Organism: Centropristis striata (black sea bass)
Lineage: Eukaryota; Metazoa; Chordata; Actinopteri; Perciformes; Serranidae
Gene: prdm6
Product: PR domain containing 6
Exons: 10
Coding region: 222-2126 (634 amino acids)
Cellular component (GO): nucleus
Molecular function (GO): protein binding; histone methyltransferase activity
Source: RefSeq, a predicted model, not a curated record
GGAUUUUUUGAGAUUACAUAAAUUUCUCAGAUUAGGCUUUCGGUGGAGCUGAAAUUCAUGUACAGCAGUGCUCGAAUUCACAACCCCGACUUCAGAAGAAACCUGUCUUAUUGGACGUUUCAGGCCAGAAACGAACUUGCUGUUAAUGGUGCCCCGUGUGAGGCACCCUACGUUAAUAAGAUUGUCAUCUUCUCAGCCUCUCUGGCAGCCGGCGGGCAGCCAUGCUGAAGCCGGGCGACCCCAGCGGCUCGGCCUUCCUGAAGGUGGACCCGUCCUACCUGCAGCACUGGCAGCAGCUCUUCCCUCAGGCGCAGCUGAAGGCUCCUUUGGCCCCGCCGCCACCGCCUCCCCCUGACCGCCUCUCCAUCCCCAUGGACAGCCUGCGCCAGUCUCGCCUGCACAGCCACCUCCUGGCCUCCACACACUGCACCUCCUCUUCUUCUUCCACCUCCUCCUCUGCUUCGUCCUCAGCGGCGGCGGCGGCUGCAGCAGCAGCUCUCACGCCGUCCUCCUCCAUCUCCAUCUCCACCUCUGCAGGGAUCUCCCAGCUGCCCGUCCCCCAGCAGAUCGCGCUCUUCGGGCAGGCGUUGGCCCCGGUGUGUGCCGGACCAGGAGGAGGAGGAGGAGACCUGGUGGUGGUGGUGCCCCCGGAGAACCAGCAGGGUCACAACCCAGCGGCGGGGCUCCUCCACCAGGCCAAGGAGCAGAGCUGCGGCGUGGUGUCGUCCAGCGUGAAGAGCAGCGGCGGAGGAGGAGAGCGAGGAGAGGACGGAGGGAAAGGAGCCACCGGCAGGUUCAAGCUGACCUCCGAGGAGCUGGACUACUACCUGUACGGACAGCAGAGGAUGGAGAUCAUCCCGCUGAGCAACCACACGGGAGAGCUCAACAACCGCUGUGACAUGUGUGCAGACAACAGGAACGGCGAGUGUCCGAUGCACGGCCCUCUUCACUCUCUGCGGCGCCUCGUCGGCACCAGCAGCACGGCGGCGCCCGUCACGCUGCCCGACGUCCCUGAUUGGCUCAGAGAUCUGCCCCGAGAGGUGUGUCUGUGCACCAGUACGGUUCCUGGUCUGGGUUACGGGAUCUGUGCGGCUCAGAGGAUCCCUCAGGGGACGUGGAUCGGCCCGUUCCAGGGCGUCCCCCUGCUGCUGGACAAGCUGAUGACCGGAGCCGUCAGGAACAGCCGGCACCUGUGGGAGAUCUACGAUGCAGAGGGGACGUUACAGCACUUUAUCGAUGGUAAUGAUCCCAGUAAGUCCAGCUGGAUGAGGUAUAUCCGCUGUGCCAGACACUGUGGGGAGCAGAACAUGAUGGUUGUACAGUACAGGUCCUGUAUCUUCUACAGAGCGUGCAUGGACAUCCCCAGAGGAACAGAGCUGCUGGUUUGGUACAACGACUCCUACACUUCCUUCUUCGGCAUCCCGCUGCAGUGCAUCGCUCAGGACGAAAACUUAAACGUCCCAGCCACGGUGAUGGAAGCCAUGACAAGGCAGGAGUCCCUUCAGUCCUUCAGCAAGAAUGGCAAACCCUCCUCCUCAUCAUCUUCCUCCUCCUCCACCCCUUCCACUGCCCUCAUGCGCUCCAUGGUCUUCCCUCACUCUCCCUGCCCGAGGAAUUUCUCUCUGUUGGACAAGGUCGGGGUCGGGGUUCAGUCGGACACCAGUUUUGGCCAGUUGGGGUCAAAGAACCAGCGAGUCCUUGCAAGUCCGACCUCUACCAGUCAGCUGAGCAGCGAUUUCAGCGACUGGCACCUGUGGAAGUGUGGCCAGUGCUUCAAAACCUUCACCCAGAGGAUCUUGCUGCAGAUGCACGUCUGUCCGCAGAAUCCAGACAGACCGUACCAGUGUGGCCACUGCUCCCAGUCCUUCUCUCAGCCGUCUGACCUGAGAAACCACGUGGUGACUCACUCCAGCGACCGACCCUUCAAAUGUGGAUACUGCGGCCGCGCGUUCGCCGGCGCCACGACGCUCAACAACCACAUCCGCACGCACACCGGGGAGAAGCCGUUCAAGUGCGAGCGUUGCGACCGCAGCUUCACACAGGCCACUCAGCUCAGCCGCCACCAGCGACUUCCCAACGAGUGUAAACCCGUGAACGAGAGCAGCGAGUCCAUCGAGGUGGAUUAACCCCGCCGCUGAGAUCACGUCCACGUUACAGCGGCUAAAUCUGAAAACACACUUUUUUUUCUCUCCCUGUUCCGGUUCUCCGUCCACACAGAACCAGCGCUUUUUUUCUCACCUGGAAAUAAACACUUUCUCCUCACCUGACAGAAGUAGUUUUACAGUCGGCUUCAAGACGAGUAAACUGGAAGAAAACUGCUUUGUUUUGAUGUAUUGAUCUAUCGAUUUUACUUUCCGGCCCACUUCAACAUGCCUACAGUGAAGCCAGACCUCUGAUCAAUACUUAUAGAUAUAGUUAAUGAGUUCACAACUUAUAGACAGCAGAUAGUUUGUGUGAUUUAAACAGCUGCCUGUGGAGGUUAACUUCACUGAGCUUGAUGGAGGUGGAGAACCAUCGUUAGUAUCCAGUGGUGGAAUAAAACUAGCUUCUUUUACUCAAGUACUUCAUUUCAUGCAACUUAAAACUUGUAAAAGAUAUUAUAUGUUUCCUGACAGCUUUUAUCAGAUGACAGUUUUUCAUCCACUUUCUUUUCAGUGAAAACCACGUAUCUUUAAAUGUUUCUGAUAAACGAAAGUAAGUGAGAAAGUACAUUUUAUUUAUUUCCUGAAGCAUCUUUCCUAAGCUCAUUACACAAAGAGAUAAAAAACACAAGCAUUACAGCAAGAGAAAAUUCACAGUAAAAACAAAAAAAUACAAUCUUCACAGUUCACAAACAAAAUAACACUUACAGUCAUGGAAAAAAUGAUUAGACCACCCUUGUUUUAUUCAGUUUCUUGUUCAUUGUAAUGUCUGGUACAAC